GGCCCGGGCGGGGGGGCGGCCCGGAGCUCGGACGGCCCGGUGACCCAGCCCCAUAGGUGCAUCCAACGUGGGGGUUUGAGCGUGAAAGGCAAAAUCCCGGUGCGUCAAAAUGACCCUCCAGAGGCCUGAAAUUAACCAGAAAGCUCAGCACGUGCCGUUCUGUAUAUUCGGUUCCGAACCGUAACUCUUAGACACCCUAAAAUGUGGACCCAGGGACCAGACUAAAGGAGUGCACGAGCCGAAGGACCCUGCAGACCUCGGGGCCUCCAGCCCCUCUGCCCCGGAGGUGACGGCCGUCCGGGGUGAAUGGGGCCCCGGGGAGAAGUCUGUCACCCGCCAGCGUGCGCGGCGUCCGCUGCUACCUUCCGGCUUGGACCUCACAUUUCGGCUGCUCUGAUAAGGGUUCAUCUCUACCCAACCCCAGCAUGUUCUUAGAACCGCCAUGCUAAUUAUGUGCAAGAACAGAUGCCCUCCUGCACGUUUUCUGAAUACCUGUCUGUCCACAGUGGCGUUUUGUCAGCACUUGGGAACUUCCUGGCCCAGUUGAUUGAGAAGAAGCAGGAAAAAGAAAACUGCUCUCAAAAGCUAGAUGUCAGAGGGCCUCUCAGAUAUGCCAUUUACGGGUUCUUUUUCACAGGGCCGCUGGGUCACUUCUUCUACCUCUUCGUGGAGCACUGGAUCCCUCCCGAGGCCCCCUUGGCAGGCGUCACGAGGCUCCUUCUGGACCGCCUCCUCUUCGCACCCGCCUUCCUGUCAUUGUUCUUCCUCAUCAUGAACUUCCUGGAGGGGAAGGACGCGGCCGCCUUCGCUGCCAAGAUGAAGAGAGGAUUCUGGCCGGCGCUGCAGAUGAACUGGCGAGUCUGGACUCCGGUGCAGUUUAUUAACGUCAACUACCUCCCUUUGCAGUUCCGGGUGCUCUUUGCCAACUUGGCGGCUCUGUUCUGGUACACCUACCUGGCCUCUCUGGGGGAGUGA
Eubalaena glacialis (North Atlantic right whale) is the source of this 975-nucleotide messenger RNA. It is a transcript of the gene PXMP2, whose product is annotated as peroxisomal membrane protein 2. The record is from RefSeq and is a predicted model, not a curated record. Gene Ontology annotation, cellular component: membrane; cytoplasm. Lineage: Eukaryota; Metazoa; Chordata; Mammalia; Artiodactyla; Balaenidae. The coding region runs from base 466 to 975 and encodes 169 amino acids. The transcript has 5 exons.